AUGACAAUGCGCUCUGUCGCCCGCCUUUCUGGUCGUUUGCAAGCACAGGUAAUAGCACGCUGCCUGAGUCGGCAGGUGUGGGCUGCCACGUCAUCGUACAUCUCAGCUGAAUGCCAACAGUACGAACAAUCACUUGUCAUGUUACCAUCAGCCAGUAUGCACCAUGUCAACGUGGCAUACGAGGCCCUCAACACAGAUCGAUCCGAAGUACGACUCCUACGAGUCGAACCAGGGAGAGGCUUCGAAGCACUACAUUGCACUCUCAACGUGGUCUCGCUCCUUGACGAUCCUCGAUAUGAGACGAUCUCAUACUGCUGGGGCAAAGCGAAUCGAGCCGGGCCUUUGAUAGUGAACGGCAGCCCUCUGUCUGUCCCACACAAUGCAAUCGUCGCUCUCUGCCAGGUCAGAUCUGCAAAUCAACCGAGAACAGUAUGGAUCGAUGCCAUAUGCAUCAAUCAGGAUGAUCCAGACGAAAGGAGUCAACAAGUCGCCAUGAUGGCGUUCAUAUAUCGCAGUGCAAUGGGCAACUUGAUUCACCUCGGCAGCACUGAUGCCGAGCCAGGCAAAGCUGCUCGAAUCGCAGAGCAUCUAACGAUACUAGAACGCAAGAUUGACCAAGCAGCUCAUCUGUUGUCCAAAGAUGACGCUGACUGGCAAAUGUUCUCUGAUGGUUCUCGAUGUCCUGCAGCGUGGUCAGACACUGAUCUGAUUGGGGCAAAUGACAUCGUUGUAGUGGAGUCAUUAUAUGCCUCAGCGUGGUUCAGUCGACUGUGGGUCGUUCAAGAAGCUGCCUUUGCAAAAUCCAACACUUGUUUCUUCAACGGCGUCGAGAUCCCUUUGCUCCGCAUACUGAAAGUCGGCCAAGCUUACAUCGACACUGCCAAGUCUGGACCACUCUUCAGUCAAAACUCCGAGCGAGGUCUCGACAAUGCAGCCACGAUGCGUCGUUUUGUUGUUGGCUCACGCAAGCUGCUCUUCGAGGACAUCUACAUGCUUUGCCAAAGACUGGCCACAACAGAUCAGAGAGAUAUGAUCUUCGCUGUAGUGAAUCUUUACUGCAAAGCUGCCAAUCUCCAGGUCAUACCAGCACUUCUUCGGCCCGACUACCAGAAUACCACGAUAGAUGUCUUCCAAGACGCGACUCGAUACGUUCUGCUCGAAGAGGGCGACUGGGUUCUGAAUCACAUACACCAUCGAUCCGUGGAUGACAUUGACUUAGCUGGCAAACCAUCGUGGAUGCACAUCUGGGGUCAGGAUGUGAACCCUCGUGAGGAGUCUGAACCAUUUCCCAGCCAUCAUCGACAUGCGGCGACAACUACUGGACACCUGACCAUCCUAUCAGAUUCUCCAUCGCACGUCCUCAAGCUCAAAGCAUUCCUUUACGGCAAAAUUGAAUUUGUAACUUCUCCCUUCACCAGGGCCAUGCUCAAGAAUGUCGAAUGCAUUCGGCCCACCAUACGCAUCGCUACCGACCUGGCCAAAGCAGCAUUGGGGGAGCCUCGCCAUGAGACCGCAGAUGACCUGAACCAAUACGCUCUACUCGCUUCCAUCUUGACGGCAGGCGAGAACGAAGACACCAAAUUCCAGGUCCAGGAGAAAGCCAAGGGGCUCCAGGCCGUUGUGAAUCUGCUACAGAACCAAGCAGUGCGGCCUGCAAAUUUGAUGAUCACGGCCGGGCAACUUCACACAUCAAUGAAGCAUGUUCUCGAACAUCGCGCUAUGUUCUCCGCCGCUAGGGGUCCGCCAGGCAUGGAUGUCAAGUUUCUGGGUCUGUGUCCGAAAAUUGUGCAGAAGGACGAUGUUGUGGCUGUGAUCGAAGGUGGAAGGGUUCCCCUGGUGCUACGGCCGUUCGAAGGACAGUAUCAGUUUCUUGGGACUGCGUAUGUGCCGUUCCAUCUUGAGAUAAGCGGGUACUCACAUGAGGGAGAAGCAGAAUGGGUUGAUAUUGUAUGA
This is a messenger RNA of Fulvia fulva, 1953 nucleotides long. RefSeq lists its product as uncharacterized. The coding region runs from base 1 to 1953 and encodes 650 amino acids. The record is from RefSeq and is a predicted model, not a curated record. The transcript is spliced from 2 exons. Lineage: Eukaryota; Fungi; Ascomycota; Dothideomycetes; Mycosphaerellales; Mycosphaerellaceae.